Molecule: messenger RNA, 821 nt
Organism: Porites lobata
Lineage: Eukaryota; Metazoa; Cnidaria; Anthozoa; Scleractinia; Poritidae
Source: the annotation of a GenBank genome assembly
AUGAAAAAGUACGAAGAAGAAGUUGAUGAAACAAAUAAGCUAGAGCAAGAACUACGGGAAAGACUUGAAGGGUCAGUUCAAGUGGAUUCUUGGUGAGUGUCGGCAAUUUUGUCGUAUGAUCGUGUGAAGAUCGAAGUAAAAGCUUAUGUAAAUAAUCGAGUACUUGCUUGUUUGGCGGCGUGACUGCUGUAAUGUAUGAUGAGAGUUGUUAGCUUUCGCUACAAAAAGUGGUAUUUUGUAUGAUUCUAGCUACCUUGAUUGUUAUAGGUGUUCCUGUGGAAACUGCAGCCGUGUUGUCCUUCAGAAUUUGAGCGAGUGCUACUGCUGCCAUGAGCUAGAUGGUUGCAAAGAAGCCAUGUGUAGUGAAAGUGUUCUUGAAGAUAUUCAACCCGAAACGGCCUUAAGGUGUAUCACACAACAUCCUGGUUUUGGUCCUGUCUGCCUUCAAAAGUGGAGCUUACGUAUGGCUGGCGAACGUGUCAAGACCAAAGCCAAACAGAGAUAUAGACAAACUGGAUCCGAAGAAAGGUGAGAUAGUUUUUGUCAUUUUUGUGCCGCAUUGGAGUCAAAUACGAUCGAUAUGGCACACACUCGAUUUGAAAACAUAAAAUUCUUUAAUACAUCAUCCAGCCAAAAUUAAAUACUGUUCUUAUUUUUUUAUUUAUUUUUUUUUUUACAGUUACUUCCGUAGCAUUGCCUACAGGGAGUUUUCCAGGCUUGUCUAUGGUUUCCUGGGAAACAAGCGAAUUCCUCUUCCUGCGUGUGCUUACACGGCGAUAAUUCACGGCGAUAAGAAAACAAUUUCCUGUCGGCACAGAUGA